Cornus florida is the source of this 537-nucleotide messenger RNA. RefSeq lists its product as uncharacterized. The coding region runs from base 1 to 537 and encodes 178 amino acids. NCBI's taxonomy places the organism in Eukaryota, Viridiplantae, Streptophyta, Magnoliopsida, Cornales, Cornaceae. Gene Ontology annotation, molecular function: nucleic acid binding. The transcript has a single exon. The record is from RefSeq and is a predicted model, not a curated record.
AUGAUUGAGAAUCAUCCAAAGGAGUGGCAUCACCUACUUUCUGAGGCUCUUUGGGCUUACAAAAAUUCAAAAAGAUUAAGUAUUGGCAUCACACCAUAUAUGCUUAAAUAUGGAUAUGAUGCCGUUCUGCUAAUGGAGAUGACUAUUAGGUCUGCAAGGGUGGCUUUCCAAAAUAAGCUAACUUUAGUAGAUUACAACCAUGCCAUGUUGGUGGAAUUGGAAGACCUUGAUGAAGUCCGUCUUAAUGCCUUGGACCAUAUUACUACUCAAAAGAAGAAAGUCAUGCGGGCAUACAAUAAGAAGGUUAAGGCAAAGACAUUUGUUGAAGGAGACCUAGUAUGGCAAGUCAAAUUUCCACCAGAAGUCAAAGACAAGGAAUAUGGAAAGUGGACCCCUAAUUGGAAUGGUUUUUACUUGGUGGAACGAGUCCUUGGAAAAUGGGCUUAUAGAUUGAUGGGCAUAGAUGGAGGAUUCCACAAGCAUCCUGUAAAUGGGGUAUACUUAAAAGAGUAUCACCCUUCCAUUUAUGAGAACUAG